AUGACGCAGCAGCGUGCGAAGAGACUAAGCAAUUUCCGCAGCGACGAUAGCCAUAUGAGCAGUGCAAAAGCCAGCAAAUUCCGCAGCUUUAAGAACGAGUCAUCCCUUACCUCCUAUUUCCGGAUCACAAAGCAGCUGUUGGCAUACUAUUACCGGGUGGUAUAUCGUGUGGAUGGCCAUUUCACAAGAGAGGGUGAAAGCCAUGCAGUGCCGCAGGACAUAAUCGAAACAACCCCUCUGCAACGACAAGCCAUGGAGGAUGUCAUCGGUGCGUUGCGGAGGCGAGAAAAAGGCAAAGGGAGGGGCGCCAAGUUGCGAUAA
Molecule: messenger RNA, 321 nt
Organism: Fusarium poae
Lineage: Eukaryota; Fungi; Ascomycota; Sordariomycetes; Hypocreales; Nectriaceae
Exons: 1
Coding region: 1-321 (106 amino acids)
Source: RefSeq, a predicted model, not a curated record